This is a messenger RNA of Salvelinus namaycush (lake trout), 3941 nucleotides long. It is a transcript of the gene cfap61, whose product is annotated as cilia and flagella associated protein 61. The record is from RefSeq and is a predicted model, not a curated record. NCBI's taxonomy places the organism in Eukaryota, Metazoa, Chordata, Actinopteri, Salmoniformes, Salmonidae. The transcript has 24 exons. Bases 1 to 3534 code for a protein of 1177 amino acids.
AUGAGGACCAUAACUUCCUCGGGUGGCAAAGUUGAGACUGUGACUGUGAGGAGAACAGAGUCAUCGGAUGCACAUGCGAUCAAUAGCCUGAUCAGUCCUGCCACAGUAGCAGUAUUUGGAAGAGUAAAUGUCAUUCAUCUACUAGAGAAGGCCAAUCUGGCAGUGACCCUGAGCAAUGCGAAGAAUGAGGUCUUGGCCCAUUCUGCCUUCUCUGAUCACCCCAUUGGAGACAUUGUGGAUCAAGCUUGUUGGGAACCAUUCCUGCAUGACAAUUACAGUGCUGAAAAAUACACGCCUCUGAACACACUUUUCCUGCACCUCUUCGUGGCACAGCCGAUCUUCUCCAUCGGGAGUGCCAAAGAGAUUGUAAGAACUGUGUUCAAUGCUAUCACAGAGCUGCAAUACAUCUGCUUGGUCACCCCAACUAGUCGAUGUCUAGAGCGUGCACUGGUAACGAUCUUUGAGCCCAUGAAGAGUCUGAAGGAUCCAGGGCCCCAGUGUUCAGCAUUUGUGUGCCACAGACACAACUAUUGCCCAAGGCUGCAUGUCCGCCGAGCCAGGGUGGAGGAUCAUGAUGACCUCACACACAUCUUUGCGGAGCAGUCAAAGGCCCUCACAGGAUCCUAUGGGACUUACUUUCUGGCUGAACUCAUUGAGGCUCAGGACGACGAAAAUCAUGCAGCUGUUUGUGAGAAUGAGGGAACUGCUGUGGGUUUCAUCAGUGUGAGUGGUGACAUCAACUUGAAGCUGCUCAACGAGUGCUUUGAGCUUGGGCCCUUCAACGGUCUGUAUAAGCCCAGUCCAGAGGACCUGACUGAGACUGCCCCUGAGCCAGAGGGAGAUGGGACUCCAGGGGACACCAACACCAUCAGCCCACAGGAUAGCACUGGAGAGCCAGGGGACAGCCAGGCUUGUGCAGCAGAGCCUCAGGGUUCAGAAGUGACUCUGGAACCAAGAGUCUCAGUAACACCCAAUGCAUUCUGUAUUCAAUUAUUUGUCAUCUACAAGAAUUUUGAAAUGAGAUCGGUGGACUUCCUGCCCAAUAUAUUUAAACUUUUCCCUGACCGUGAUUUCUGCAUCAUCUCUGUGCCCAAGCUGGCCCCUGAGUUCCCCCUCCUCCAGAGCUUCCUCAGGGUAGUACCACACCACACCAGCAGCCUGCCGCAGGAGCUCUACAUCUUCCACCGCUCUGGCCUGCUCAAGACAUUUGUGGUGAGUCUGGCAGUGUCUGCAGACAGGCCUGCAGUCUGUGACAUGGUGAAGAAACUCAGCCUGCAUGAGAGCCUGCUGGAGGACCUGGACAUGUUCUACCAGGCCCAUAGAGACAUGGAUGGAACACCCUUGCAGGCAUUUGUAGCCCAAGUUCAGAACCAACUAGUUGGGAUUGUAAUCAUCAGAAAUGAGGAGGAUAUAGAUUACAUCCGAGCCAACUACAACAUUGAGAACUUCAUCUACUUCAGCCACCACCGCUAUGAGGAGCACGGCCAGCUGUGUCACUUUGCCCUCAACCCCAUCUUCCAGCACUACGCCAAACACUUCCUAAAGGAGGUCCUGCGGCUGGCACACAAAUCCUGCCUCUACUACCCAAUCUACCCCUCCUACCACAACCAGAAGGUGAGAGAAACAGACUGUAAAAACUCAUGUGCCCAUUACCUGACCUCUGUUCUUAACUGCAUGGUUCCGGUGCACCCGCGACGCCAGAUUGUCUACCCUCUGGAGGAGCUGGGCAUCAACGCGCCAUCCAAGCAGAUCACUAAGGACCAGGUCUCGUAUGCUCUCAACCACAUCAACCGAAAACUAACCAUGGAACCAAAAGUCACCAUCAAUGCCAGGAUCGUGGUAGUGGGGGCAUCAGACACUGGCUUAGCAUUUCUGGAGGUGCUUGCUUUCUGCCCACACCUGAGGUUCAAUAACAUGACUCUGAUCUCCACGCAUGGCUUCCCAGGCUACUACACCAAUGAAAAGAUGAGAUUCUUGUCCACGAGUCAUAGCUCCAGCGACAGGGACUAUGCCCAGAUGUCUCUACGCUCCUGGAUCAACGUGGUGACAGGCAAGAUGGUGGGCAUCGACAGGGCAGCCAAGCAUGUACUGGUAUCUGGGGGCAGGAAAGUGCCUUAUGAUCAUCUCAUCCUCUGUACAGGCCAGCAGUACCAGGUUCCCUGUCCCACUGGCAGUCUUCUUCCACCCAAAAGCCAGCUCCCAGCCCAGCCCCGCCGUAGAUACACCGGGCCCGUCCCAUCCAACCUCUUCACCCUCAACGACCACCACGACUGUGUGACCGCUUACCAGUGGCUGCUCAACAACUUUGUGAAGCUGAAGGGUAAUGCCAUAGUGUACGGCAACACCAUUGACGUGUACACCUGUGUGGAGACUCUGUUAUGCCUGGAUGUCCAAGGCUAUUGCAUCCAUCUGGUCCAUCUGCCCACCACGGAGGGCUCCAGCUGCAGCCCCAGCUCGUGCUUCAGCAACCCCACAGUGGAGAAGGCCAUGAAGAAGGCCUUGGAGAAGAGCGGGGUCCAUGUUCACCACAACUGCUUGCUGGCCCAGAUGAAUGACGGACAGAACCCUGAGCCAAUCACCUCCUUGUCCUUCACCAGUGACAGUCAGCCUCUCCGGCUGGAGUGCUCUGUGUUUAUGAACCUCUCCUCCAAAGGGGUGGACUACGAUGCCUUUAAGACCAUCAACGACGCCUGUCUGGUGUACGACGGCCGACUGGUCAUAGACACCACAUUCCAUACGAACGACUCCACCAUCCGCGCAGCCGGGCCCCUCACCAAGUUUGCCCGGCGCUAUCACGCAGACCAGUGGUCCCACUCCAGCUUCAACUCUAGGGAGGUGGGCCAGGAGCUGGCUGCUGCUCUGCUGCCCUUCUUCGACCCCACGCUGGAGCCGGCCGUCAACUCUCUAGCCGACCUGGACCGCCUCAUCCCCAUCUACACACAAGCCAAGAUCCAAGGUGGUAGACUGCCAGGAGGAUACAGUUAUCUCCAUGCUACCAAACCAGAGCAAAGGCCAUCUGCAGUUCACCCUGUAGAGGGAAGAGAGAUCCUGACUGGCCGCAUUGAGACUGGCAACUACUUCCACCUGCACCUGAACCAGUACGACAUGGUGGAGACAAUCACCUGUCUGUCACUGAAGCCCUUCCCAGUCUCCAACUACCUGUGUCUCUAUGGGAAACAUGAGCUGCUUCUCAACCGCCUGUGUUCCCGUUAUGAUGAAGGGCUGGUUCACGACCUCUACAUUUAUUUCAGGGAGAAAUGGUGCCUGGCGAUAUAUCAUGAUCGCUUUGCAGACUUUGAGCAGGAAAUGCACCAGAUAAUGGAAUCAACUAAAGACCACAAUGAUGUGUCCAUUUCAGAGCUCGUUCAGAGAAUGGUAGAUGAGAAGCUGGACAUUAUUGAGGAACCGAACGUGUUUCUCAAGAAGGUGUUUGAAACAAGUGGGGGAUUGGCUUCCUUGAAGACCAGCACUCUGAAUUACCUGAGGUACAACAGGUACCACCUGACUAUGUAUGCCCAGCCUGGACUACUGUAACUGCUCCUACAUCUUAUCUUACCUCAACCCACAUUUUAAAUGACAUAUUCAUAACAUAGAAAUAUUCCAUUGUUUUUAUUUAAUUAAAACGUUGUAGAAUCAUCCAACUGUAGUAAAAACAUUGACAUUCAAUUGAGUUAAUUUGAACAGAAAAUACAGUAGCCAAUGUUUUUAAUAAAUGUACUUGUGAUUUUAGAUAGACAAGAAUAUUAGGUUAUGUACACACUUUUAGCAUGAACAAGAACACUAACUUGUAGUUGUCUUAAUUUUAUGAGAAGUUAAGGUUGACUGAUUUGAGAAAACAGAGAAAACAAAACAAUCCUCAUUAAGUGUUAUAAUAAAGUCACAACGAAUUGUCAAAUGCAGCUUUCUCACAUAACAGUUUUUGCUCAAAUUCGCAUUAAAGG